Messenger RNA from Hemibagrus wyckioides, 4444 nucleotides. Its product is annotated as toll-like receptor 1. The record is from RefSeq and is a predicted model, not a curated record. The transcript is spliced from 2 exons. Lineage: Eukaryota; Metazoa; Chordata; Actinopteri; Siluriformes; Bagridae. Bases 458 to 2923 code for a protein of 821 amino acids. Gene Ontology annotation, biological process: toll-like receptor signaling pathway; inflammatory response; immune response. Gene Ontology annotation, cellular component: membrane. Gene Ontology annotation, molecular function: transmembrane signaling receptor activity; protein binding.
UGCUUAGUGAUUUUCUGAAAUUUGAAUUUAGUUCCUUGUUUCUGGAUUGUUACACUUACAAUGAAUGUCUAAAACUUCCUUUUUUGAUACAUGCUAUUAAGAAAACAGAAGUUUGUUUUAUAGUUUUUGUUUUUUACAAUGGCAGACUUUAUUCACACAUUUACAUUCUGUCACUGACUGCAAGCAUGUGUUAUGGUAAUAGGUUGCAUGGUUAAAUGCGUGAUGCUUGAGUUACAUGGGUGAACUUCCAAGCCGUAUUAUUUUUGACCACUGCACCAGAACUGCAACAUCCAUACUGCCACACCCCCCACCCACCACACACAAAGGAAGUUGUAAUACUGGGUAUUUAAUAUUUCUAAUGACAUCUGAGGAUUUUUCAGACCCAGAGGAAAAGAGAAGAAGAAACAACUUCUCUAUUAUCUACAGUUGUGUUUGAGCUCUAACAAAGGCGUUAAGCAUGCCACCCACUUUCUGGACGAUUGCAGUCCCAUCAUUCCUUUUAAUGGUCAGAUCUGCAGUUUUGAUGGAUGUAGACAAAAAAGUCCAGCUCUGUUCCUUUAGGAGGGAGAAUUCAAAGGACCUUACCAACAGCAAACUGAACAGGAUCCCAUCAAACUUGCCAGAUGACACUGAAUACUUAGAUGUCUCUGAGAACAAUAUUUCCAGUAUUGUCCGUGAAGACCUGUACAGACUCCCUCGCUUGUGUUUUCUCAAGAUCACCCACUGUGGCCUUCGAUUCAUCUCCCCUGAUGCCUUCUUCAGUAACUCAGAACUCAAGGUUCUUAACAUCUCCUACAACCCACUGACCGUUAUUCCAUAUAUGCCUCUGCCACAACUUAGGAUCUUAGACCUUUCCGCCAAUGCUUACGAGAACUAUAGACUUCCAGCCUUUUUCAGUAACUUGACAUAUCUUACUACCUUCGCAAUAGGUAGUACAAAAGUAACCUCAGUUGAAAUCGGAGAUUUGGCACCACUUCGAAAUACAAGUUUAAAACGAUUCACAUUUGGAAGUGGCACUAAGAUACAAAAAUACGAAGCUGGUUCUUUUUCUCAAAUAAGAUCAUUGGAGGAAGUGUCUCUGAGAGUGACCUUUUGUGACAAGUUUGAUAUUUUCAAAACCAUGUUAAUGGACCUUGACCAAACACAUACAAGGAAAAUCAGGCUAAUCAAGCUCUUUCCAGAUCAAUGUACAAUUACAAGUGAUCCUUUUGAAAGUCUUGAGAAACUCCAUGUACUGUCCAACUUAACCAUUGUGGACACUUUGAUAAACAGCUCUGUCAUGGUGAAACUCCUCCAAAAUAUCUGGAAAUCAUCUUUUGAGGAGCUUGAAUUUUUAAACAUUACUUAUAAUGAAGACACACCAUAUGGGUUUCAAUUCCCCAGUCAGAACCAUACACUCAGUUUACGAGCAAUUGUAUUCAACGGUGUUAACCACUAUCAAUAUCGGUAUCCUACAGUCAACAUGAGCAUGGACUUGAUUUCUCAGCUGACUUACCUGAAGUUCUCUGGUACUGGAAUGAAUAUUCUUCCAUGCAAUCUCAUUUCAGUUAUACCAUCCCUGCAAAUUUUGGACUUAUCAAACAACCUUUUGGAUGAUACAGGAUUCUGGUGGUAUUUGUGCUCAUAUGAGAGUGUGUUUCCAGCUUUGAGACAGCUUUCGUUAAGCAACAAUCGUUUUUCGGACCUGGCGUAUAUUUCGAAGAGGACUCAUGAAAUGAAGGCUUUAAUGUCCCUCGACUUAAGUUUCAACUCCAUUCAAAUCCGUGCACCAUGCUCCUGGCCCUCGCACCUCACUGAACUGAAUCUCAGCCAUAACAACUUGGGCAACACUGUGUUUCAAUACCUGUCCCCUCAUUUCCAAAAGAUUGACCUCUCCAAAACAGGCAUAAGCUUCAUCUCCCAAGAUGUCCUCUCACAGUUCCCCAGUCUCACACAUCUCAUCCUGAGCUUUAACAACAUACAGCUCAUCCCCUCAGAUCUCCAUGCACCCGCACUGCGAACCCUGUACAUUGAUCAGAAUGCCAUCACGUCUAUUGACCAGACAGUGCUAGAAGGUCUCUCCAGCCUGCAGAUUUUAAAAGCCAGUAACAAUCCAUUUGUCUGUGAUUGUGACAAUUUUUGGUUUUUGACCAUGUUGAAUAAGACUCUUCUUCCUGACUGGCCAUUAGACUACACAUGCAGUUCUCCACCAUCACUAGCAGGAAAGUAUUUAGACACUUACAAACCAGUAAAACUUUCCUGUCUACCAGGACUCCAGGCAGCAGUGGCUCUACCUGUAAUUAUUGCUAUUACAGCUGCUUUGGGCAUCAUUUUCUAUGUGUGUGACGGUGUCUGGUACACCAAAAUGCUCUGGGUAUGGAUAAGAGUGAAGCAACAGAGCACCAAACAGACUGAUAAAUCAACAAACAGCACCUUUCAUUACAACGCAUUCAUUUCCUACAGCCAGCAUGAUUGCACCUGGGUGGACUCUGAACUAGUCCCGACUUUGGAGAGCGCAGGCUUGAACAUCUGCAUUCACGAGCGAGACUUUGUACCCGGCCGAUGGAUUGUGGACAAUAUCAUUAGCUGUGUGGAAAGCAGCUACAAAACAAUCUUUAUCCUGUCAAAGCACUUUGUUCAGAGCGAAUGGUGCAACUAUGAGCUCUUUUUCGCUCAGCACAGAGCAAUUAGUUUGAAUGAUGACUCGCUGGUCUUCAUCCUGUUGGAGCCCAUCCCGUCCGACUCUCUGCCGAAGAAGUUUCUGAGGCUAAGAACCUUACUAAAACAAAAAACCUACCUGGAGUGGCCAAAAGAUGAAACCAAGAAAAAAGUAUUUUGGUCUAGUCUCAGGUCCAUCCUACAGACUGCAGAUAAAAGUAUGGUGCUGAAAGAGAUUGCUUUUGACAUAGCUGAAAAUGCACUUUUACUGAAUGCACAAACGUAAAUUUUCCUACAAGAAUUUGCCUCCGAUAUGCAAAUAAUGGCUUAUUUACUGUGUAAAUUGGACAUACAAGUAAAUCUUUGCUGUUACUCUGUCUCCACCUACUGUUAAAAUAGCAUUGGGUUUGAAUUUCAGUGUAUCCAUGUUAUUUAUUUUAAACUAAUUUAGUGUUUAGUAAUAUUUACACACAUCCUUACAGAUGGAGAUUGAAAACUUACAUUUUUGGUAGUUUUGAGUUAUUGUUUCCCCCAUGUGGGCUUCCAUUUUAGACACAUUUACAUUUAUAUUUACACUAUUUGGCAGAUGACCACAUACAUUGAGACUUACAGAAGUGCUUUUGAAGUCUUUAUCAAUGAAUACAUCAAUACUGGUUCACUUGGUCAAGAAAGAAUAUUAUCAGUCUAAAACUCUACAUACGUCAGGGAUAAUCUGAUCAAUACACCAGCAGUAUAUGAAUGGUCCAGUGACAGUACCACACAUGACACAAUUUUUAAUAAAACAAAUGCUUUGCUUUUCAAAACAUAUUGAGUGGCAGGCGAUGUCUGACAUAACAAUCACAAACAUGUUUUUGUAGCCUAUAACUAGCCAUAUGAGGAUAAUUGACUUCAAAAUGGUUCGUGACUAUUAUUGUGAUGUGGUAUUGGAGCAUCUGUUCCCCCUCAAACAUUUUAAAAUUCUCAUCUAGUAACCAGAAUUAAGGGAUUGCCUCUAUGAGAGGGAGACUUCAAAUUUGUCCGAAACUAGGACACUUACUGCCUUACUUACUGCCUUCCAAAUGGGGCAGAAUGUAUUUUUGUCCAAAAAUACUGAUAUGCAAAUGAUUUAUUUGCAUAUUUCCUGAAAUACUGUAAUAUUCUCUGUGUAAUUAUUCCAAACAAAACACAAAUUCAGUUUUACUCUGGGCAAAAGCAGUGUUAAGGCACCAAUAGUGCAAUAGAUUUAACACAUUGCAAGUACACAACUUACACACAACACCAGCACUCACUUUACAUAUACACCGAUCAGGUAUAACAUUAUGAGCAGUGACAGGUGAAGUGAAUAACACUGAUUAUCUCCUCAUCAUGGCACCUGCUAGUGGGUGGGAUAUAUUAGGCAGCAAAUGAACAUUUUGUCCUCAAAGUUGAUGUGUUAGAAGCAGGAAAAAUGGACAAGCGUAAGGAUUUGAGCGAGUUUGACAAGGACCAAAUUGUAAUGUCUAGACCACUGAAUCAGAACAUCUCCAAAACUGCAGUUCUUGUGGGGGUGUUCCCGGUUUGCAGUGGUCAGUAUCUAUAAAAAGUGGUCCAAGGAAGGAACAGUGGUGAACUGGCGACAGGGUCAUGGGUAGCCAAGGCUCAAUGCAAAGGCUAGCCUAUGUGAUCCGAACCACCAGACGAGCUACUGUUGAUCAAAUUGCUGAAGAAGUUAAUGCUGGUUCUGAUAGAAAGGUGUCAGGAUACACGGUGCAUGACGGGUCAGGGCUGUUUUGGCAGCAAAAGGGGGACCAACACAAUAUUAGGCAGGUCGUCAUAAUGUUAUGCCUGU